CACGGAGUAGAUGACAGCGCCACUCUACCGUCAAUAAAGUCUGUCAAAUAGAAAGCCUAUAUGUAAAAUGUACUCAUACUCUGUUUAUCUCCUUCGAUCAAUUCUCCAUGGAAUACUUCAAUCUCUUCCUCUCCUUCCUUCUCUUCCUUUUAGUCAUAUUUCUCCUCCGGCGGCAUUCUUUCGGUGUCGGGAAACGGCGGCUACCGCCGGGGAGCCUCGGCCUACCGUUCAUCGGAGAGACGCUCCAGCUCAUUGCCGCCUACAAGACCCAAAACCCAGAGCCCUUCAUCGACGACCGCGUGUCUCGAUACGGCGCCGUCUUCACCACGCACAUAUUCGGCGAGCCGACGGUUUUCUCCGCCGACCAGGAGCUGAACCGGUUCGUUCUCCAGAAUGAAGGCCGGCUGUUCGAGUCGAGCUACCCCGGUUCGAUAUCGACUUUGCUGGGGAGGUAUUCUCUGGUGCUGAUGAGCGGGAGCCUUCACAAGAGGAUGCAUGCGUUAACCAUGAGCUUCGUCAACUCCUCCACCAUGAAAGAUUACCUUCUGCUUGAUAUCGACCGGUUGGUCCGGUUUAACAUGGACUCUUGGACCGACCGGAUCCUCCUCAUGGAGGAGACCAAAAAGAUAACGUUUCAGCUAGUGGUGAAGCAGCUGAUGAGCUUUGAUCCAUGUAAGUGGACCGAGAAGCUUAUGAAAGAGUACAUGCUUGUCAUUGAUGGCUUCUUCACUCUUCCUUCCCCUCUAUUCUCCCCAACUUACCGAAAAGCUAUACAGGCAAGGAGAAAGGUAGCAGAGGCAUUGAAUAAGGUCGUGACUGAGAGGAGAAAGGAUAGGGAAUGUGGAGCAGAGAAAAGGAAUGACAUGUUAGAAGCGUUGUUGGAAGGAGAUGGAGGUGUGGAAGGAGGCGAUGGCAGCGGUUUCUCUGACGAGCAAAUAGUGGAUUUCAUGCUGGCUUUGUUGGUAGCCGGCUACGAGACAACCUCCACCAUCAUGACCGUUGCGGUUAAGUUCCUCACCGAGACGCCCUCUGCAUUGGCUCAACUCAAGAAAGAACAAGAUGACAUCAAGUUGAGGAAAGGUGGCAUAGAGGCGCUGGAAUGGGAUGAUUAUAAGUCUAUGCCUUUCACCCAAUGUGUUAUAAACGAGACACUUCGAGUCGCGAACAUAAUUGGUGGAGUAUUUAGGCGGGCCACAACAGAUGUUAACAUAAAAGGAGGCUACACUAUCCCUAAAGGAUUCAAAGUUUUUGCUUCAUUUCGAGGAGUGCAUCUCAAUGAGGACUUGUUCAAAGAUGCACGAUCAUUCGAUCCCUGGAGGUGGCAGUGUGAUCAGGGACCAACUAGUUCAACGAAUGCCUUCAUGCCAUUCGGGGGAGGGCCAAGGCGAUGCCCGGGGUACGAGCUUGCCAGAGUAGAGCUCUCGGUCUUCCUCCACCACUUAGUGACUCGUUUCAGUUGGGUACCCGUUGAAGAGGACAAAUUGAUUUUCUUCCCGACAACGCGAAUGCUAAAACGGUAUCCGAUCGAAAUCCAAAAGCGCGGUUUUUCUAAGAACAACCAAAGAGGCUUAACAAAGACGAGUGAAGCAGAGACACAAAAUUAGUUGAAAAUAUUCUAUUGCGUGUAAUUUUAAGAUGAGCUUUAGAGCGUUUGUACAUAUAUUAUUAUUGGUCAAUCAUUGUUCUGUAUUUUAACUGUGGUCAACACAAUAAAUGUAAUCGAAAGACCAAUUAAUGUUUAACGAGUUUAGUUGAUUUACUGGUCAACGUAAAUAGAGUGAGUCCAUGAUAUGAG
Messenger RNA from Cuscuta europaea, 1795 nucleotides. NCBI's taxonomy places the organism in Eukaryota, Viridiplantae, Streptophyta, Magnoliopsida, Solanales, Convolvulaceae. The record is from the annotation of a GenBank genome assembly.